This is a messenger RNA of Thyridium curvatum, 654 nucleotides long. RefSeq lists its product as uncharacterized. The transcript has 2 exons. Bases 1 to 654 code for a protein of 217 amino acids. Lineage: Eukaryota; Fungi; Ascomycota; Sordariomycetes; Thyridiales; Thyridiaceae. The record is from RefSeq and is a predicted model, not a curated record.
AUGGCUUCGACGACGACACCUGUGCCAGCGGAUGAUCCCGCCAAGGAGGCAGCUGCCGAGGCCGGAGGAGAAGGGGCCAAGAAGACCGCCGCCGAAGCAGAGACGCCGGCGCCGCUGCCGCCCCUCUCGCCGAGGGAGUUCCGCGAGUACAACCACCUCGCCGACCAGAUGAACGCCUAUCACAACCACUUCCGCCACACCUGGACCAUGCUCUACACGGCCUGCACGGAGAACCGGCGGCCGCAGGGCAUGUCGCUGCGGCAGUUCAUCGACCAGGGCCUGUACUUUGUGCGCGGGCUCACGAUGCACCACAACAUCGAGGAGACGUACUUCUUCCCGCAGCUGGCGAAGCGGAUGCCCGAGUUCCAGGCCGGCAAGGGCAAGGGCAAGGGCGGUGGCAAGGGCGGCGGCGGCGGCAUGGCCGAGCUGCUGCAGCAGCACCGGCAGAUCCACGCCGGCAUGGACGUGUUCGAGGAGUACCUGACGCAGUGCCGGCGGGGCGAGAGGGAGCUCGAGAUGGCGACGCUCAAGGCCAAGAUGGACUCGUGGGGCGACGUGCUGUGGACGCACCUGGACCAGGAGGUCAAGACGCUGGGCGCCGAGAACAUGCGCAAGUACUGGACCAAGGAGGAGAUCUUCGCGCUGACUCCCUGA